CCGCCCCCCGCCCGCCUGCUGCUUCCCACCACCCACCAACUACUCGCCCCGCCCGCCUCCGCCGCCUCGCUCCAUCACGCCAUCGCCUUCCCCUCCUCCUCUCCACCGCUCGCUUUCUCCAACCGGUUGCAGCAAAUCUUUUUCCGCGGAGGCCGUCGCCUCGCCGCUUCCCGUCUCGUUCCGGCUCGGAGAUGGGGCAGCCAAUACCUUCACUCUGAUUUUUCUAUUUUUUAAAAAGUUGUGUGUGACUCCACUGAACUGCCAAAUGUUCAUAAAGGAGGAGGUCGAGAAGCCAAUAGGAAGCUUGAUCAAGAACCACCCCACUUAAGAUGACGGUGAUGAGUGGAGGGUCAUAGAAGGCUGCUAACUGGAAAAGCUUGUCUUUUGUACUCAUGGAAGCUUGUGUCUAUCGUCACGGCCAUUCAAAAUGCAUCAUUAUGCUGCUGAUACUUGUGAUAGCCAACCUCUGGAUUAUGUGCAGCAGCAGUACCCAAAAGCAAGUUCUCCCUCCUUUCAGUGGCUCGGAAAUGGACUACAUUGAUAACAAUGGAAUUUUUCUUCUCUCCAAUGGUUCUGUGUUUGGCUUUGGCUUUGUCACCAACAGCGUGUCAGACACCAUGUCCUACCUCCUUGCAGUGGUCCACUUGGCCACCACUUCUAUUGUCUGGUCUGCUAAUGCUAACUCUCCAGUUUCCCAUUCAGACAACUUUGUGUUUGACAAGGAUGGCAAUGCCUACCUGCAGUCUGGAGGCUCCACAAUCUGGACCGCGAAUAUCUCCGGCAAGGGGGCCACCUCUAUGCAGCUGCUGGACUCAGGCAAUCUUAUAGUGUUUGGCAAGGACAGCUCUUCUCCUCUCUGGCAGAGUUUCAGCCAUCCAACGGACACACUUCUGUCUGGCCAGAGCUUCAUUGAGGGGAUGACUCUGGUGAGCCAUUCCAAUACACAGAACAUGACCUAUACGCUUCAGAUCAAAUCUGGGGACAUGAUGUUGUAUGCGGGCUUACAGAUGCCCCAACCAUACUGGUCCGCUCUGAAGGAUAACAGGAUGAUCGUCGACAAGAAUGACAACAACAUAUACUCUGCAAACCUUAGUUCAAGUUCCUGGUCGUUUUAUGAUCAAUCGGGGCUUCUUCAAUCACAGCUUGUCAUUGUGCAGCAAGGCGCUGCUAACACCACACUGGCUGCUGUCCUAGGUAAUGAUGGUCUGAUUACCUUCUAUAUGCUCCAGAGUGUUAGUAGCAGGAGUACUCUCCCUACCACAGUUCCGCAGGACUCAUGUGACAUGCCUGCCCACUGCAAGCCGUAUACCAUUUGCAACAGUGGUACAGGGUGUCAGUGCCCUUCAGCACUCAGCUCAUAUGCAAACUGCAACCCUGGCAUCAAAUCACCGUGCAACUCAAAGGACAAGUUUCAGUUGGCUCAACUAGACAGUGGUGUUGGGUAUGUCGGCACUAGCUUCACGUCGCCUGUACCUAAGACAAACCUCACAGGAUGCAAGAAUGCUUGCAUGGGUAACUGCUCAUGCAUUGCUAUAUUCUUUGACCAAAUGUCAGGCAAUUGCUUCCAUUUCGACCAGAUAGGUAGCUUGCAACAGAAAGAUGGAGGUAAGAGUAGUUUUGCUUCUUUCAUCAAGGUAUCAAGCAGUGAUCGUGGCUCGGAGCAAGGUGGAACUGACAGUAGGCUAACCAUCAUUAUUGUCGUCAUUAUAGUUGGAACUUUGGUUGUCAUAGGGGUCCUUGUGUAUGUUGGUUUCCACAUUUAUCGAAGGAGACGUCAUCCACCCUCGCAAGAUGAUGCUGGUUCGUCAGAAGACGAUGGUUUCCUGCAAACCAUAUCAGGAGCACCAACACGCUAUACUUACAAGGAGCUCCAGGAUGCAACAAACAACUUCUCAAACAAGCUAGGUCAGGGAGGGUUUGGAUCUGUGUAUCUUGGUACGCUGCCUGAUGGCAGUCGCAUCGCUGUAAAGAAGCUAGAGAGCAUAGGCCAAGGGAAGAAAGAAUUCCGCUCUGAGGUGACCAUCAUUGGCAGCAUCCACCACAUCCAUCUUGUCAAACUUCGAGGCUUCUGUGUAGAGGGUGCACAUAAGCUUCUUGCAUACGAGUACAUGUCAAAAGGGUCACUGGAUAGAUGGAUUUUCCAUAGUGAUGAGGAUUCCUCCCUGCUAGACUGGGACACAAGGUUUAACAUUGCACUUGGAACAGCAAAGGGAUUGGCAUAUCUCCAUCAGGACUGUGAGUCGAAGAUCAUUCACUGUGACAUCAAGCCGGAGAAUGUUCUACUUGAUGAUAACUUCCUUGCGAAGGUGUCUGACUUUGGCCUUGCCAAGUUGAUGACCAGGGAGCAGAGCCAUGUUUUCACGACGCUCAGAGGCACGCGGGGCUACCUUGCACCUGAAUGGAUCACCAACUAUGCCAUCUCGGAGAAGAGUGAUGUGUACAGCUACGGGAUGGUCCUGCUUGAGAUAAUCAGUGGGAGGAAGAGCUAUGAUCCCGUGGAAAGCUCAGAGAAAGCUCACUUUCCCUCCUAUGCCUACAAGAAGCUGGAAGAAGGCGAUCUCCGUGAUAUCUUUGACGCCAAGCUAAAAUACAAUGACAAGGAUGAGCGAGUUGAGGUGGCAAUCAAGGUUGCCCUGUGGUGCGUUCAAGAGGACUUCUAUCAGAGGCCAUCCAUGUCAAAGGUCGUACAAAUGCUGGAAGGCGUCUGCGACGUGCCCCAGCCACCAAUAUCUUCGCAGAUUGGAUAUCGGCUCUAUGCAAACGCCUUCAAAUCGAGCAGCGAAGAGGGAACGUCAUCUGGGAUGUCGGACAACAACAGUGAUGCUCUGCUUUCUGCUGUGCGGCUCUCUGGGCCCAGAUGAUAUGAAUCAUAUGUACAUUGCGUUCAAUUUUUGGGGAAAUGUCCAAGGUUAGGUGUUCAUUUGUUCAUAGUCAUGUACAUAUAUGUUGUAGAUAGAACUCAAUCGCAAUUUUGCAUCUAUAUACGAAAAGAUUUCUCAGAUUCCGUA
Molecule: messenger RNA, 3008 nt
Organism: Setaria italica (foxtail millet)
Lineage: Eukaryota; Viridiplantae; Streptophyta; Magnoliopsida; Poales; Poaceae
Product: G-type lectin S-receptor-like serine/threonine-protein kinase SD2-5
Exons: 4
Coding region: 393-2861 (822 amino acids)
Biological process (GO): protein phosphorylation
Molecular function (GO): ATP binding; protein serine/threonine kinase activity
Source: RefSeq, a predicted model, not a curated record